Molecule: messenger RNA, 2614 nt
Organism: Sebastes umbrosus (honeycomb rockfish)
Lineage: Eukaryota; Metazoa; Chordata; Actinopteri; Perciformes; Sebastidae
Gene: gpaa1
Product: glycosylphosphatidylinositol anchor attachment 1
Exons: 13
Coding region: 145-2007 (620 amino acids)
Biological process (GO): attachment of GPI anchor to protein
Cellular component (GO): GPI-anchor transamidase complex; membrane
Source: RefSeq, a predicted model, not a curated record
CUAUUUCUUGACCGGAAGUCAGUCCGCCGCAUUAAUUGUCCCCGCAGGAAGAAGGAAGUUGCAAACACUUAGCAGCGGUUCGAGCCCCACCUCUUGCAGGUGGAUGUGACCGGCGGGCUGAGCACUGGAAAGAGGGUCCAGUGUAUGCAGGACAACAACAUGGGACUACUGUCUGACCCAAACAGGAGACGGGCUUUGAUUAGCCUCCUGACGCGCCUCAAUGCCCCAAUCUGUGUGGUCUGCUACAUGGCGGGUGUGGCCUGGUUCAUGGGGUUGGCAUUUGAGCCGUUCACUCUGCGGACAUACAUGUCAGAGAAUGCCAUGGGGUCCACCAUGGUGGAGGAGCGCUUUCCAGCAGGGGAGAAGGCCCUGGCCACGGGCAGAGAGUUUUCAGCUCAUAAGAAGAAAGCAGGUGGGAUGCCAGUGGACUGGCUGGUGAAGACCAUGCAGUCUCGAGGGCUGGAGGUGUUUACCCAGAGUUUCACUCGCACGCUGCCUUUCCCUGAUGAAAACAAAGAGAGAUAUUUGGUAAAAGGCACAAAUGUAUAUGGGAUCCUUCGAGCCCCGAGAGCUCCGCGGACUGAAGCCCUGGUGUUGAGUGCUCCCUGCACCCCAGGCGAUAACAACAACCAGGCAGUGGGGCUGCUGCUUGGCUUGGCACAGUACUUCAGGAAUCAGGUUUACUGGGCCAAGGACAUCAUCUUCCUCGUGAAUGAGCAUGAUCUGAUUGGUAUGCAGGCCUGGCUGGAGGGCUACCACCACACCAACACUACAGGUAUGGACUGGUCUCCACUUCAAGGCCGCGGUGGUUCGAUCCAGGCAGCUCUGUCACUAGAGCUCAGCAGUGAUGUCAUCACCAGUUUGGACCUGGUACUUGAAGGCCUCAAUGGCCAGCUCCCAAACCUGGAUUUAGCCAACCUCUUCUAUGCCUUCUGUCAGAAGAUUGGAGUCCUUUGCACCACCCAGGGAAAGAUGCAGAGGAAUGACUGGGACAGUGUGUCUGGCUACAGCCACGCAGUCCAGACCAUGAUGCUGAUGGUGAUGAAACAGGCCAGUGGGCGGCCCUGGGGGGAUCAUGGUCUUUUCCUGCGAUACCACAUUGAGGCUGCCACCAUCAAGGGCAUCAACAGUUUCCGUCAGUACAAGACUGACGCCACCACCGUUGGCAGGCUUCUGGAAGGAAUGUAUCGUAAGCUCAAUAACCUCCUAGAGCGCCUACACCAGUCCUACUUCUUCUACCUCAUGCCGUCCCUCUCUCACUUUGUCUCCAUUGGUUACUACAUGCCAGCCUUUGGCCUCCUCGCCGUCAUCCUGCUGCUUCGUGCCUUAGACCUGUGGGUUCAACUUGGGACUCCACCACCAAGAACAGAAGAUGGAGUUGCUGACACCGAGCAGAAGUCUAGCCCAGGAGUGCUGUCAGUGCUGACUCCUCUGGUGAUCAGCCAUCUGACUGGAGUAGCUCUGUACACCCUGCCAAUCCAUUUUCAGGAGAUGGCUGUGGAACACUUCCCAGUGUCUGAGACUGAGGCUGUGGUCCUGACAGCUAUUGCUGUUUACACAGCAGGCCUGGCUUUGCCACAUAACACCCACAGGCUCCAGUCAGGUCAGGGGACGGAGCAGGGCUGGAAAGUGCUGAAGUUGGUAGCUGUGCUGUACCUGGCUGUGCUGCUGGGUUGCACUGCCCUCAUCAACUUCUCCCUGGGCUUCAUCCUGGCUCUCACCCUGGUGCCUGUGGCUGCUUUCGUCACACCCCACGUACCAAAGUUUCUGUCAGCCUUCAUCCUGAUCAUUCUCAGCCCAGCCUGCACGCUCCUCUUUUCCGUCUUUUUCUUCCAAGAGCUGCAAGAAAUGCCCGUCAGCUUCCUUGAAGGUUGGAUGCUCUACCUGUCAGUCAUCUCGCAGGGCAUCCUGGACCACUUCCUGUACGGCUCUCUGGUUUACCCGCUCAUAGCCCUGCUAGUCUAUCCUUGCUGGCUGCUUUUCUGGAACAUCCUCUUCUGGAAGUAAAUGCCAAGUCAUACAGGACUACUGAACGGGGAGAAAAAAAACCCUCUGAGGUAUUCUCAGGUUUGUCGUCACUGGGGGGGGGGGACUGUGAAUGACAGUUAAAUCCACUGGAGGGAUUGGAAAAGAAGAUGAUUACUAUAGUUGACUUGGAAAGAAAGCAGUGACUUGGACAUUUUGUUGGUAUUUCACUCUUAAAACAGUGGAGACAAAUCAGGCUUUCUUGAUAAACAGCAGAAUGGACCAUUUCACAAGUAGAUAUAAAUGUCAUGGUUCGGUUGCUUUCAGUAAAAUACUUUGUUUUAUGGAUUUCUUUGUUUGUGGUACAUAAAGAAAAUUACUGCAUUGUUUUUUUUUUAACUUUGUCAGACAGGAUGGAAAUGGAUGAAAGACAACAGUACAAACAUGCUAACAUAAAACAGGAAACCGCUGAUGAAAUGGAAGAAAUGACUGGUUGGCUGUCUGCAUCCUUUAAGAUGUCUGUAUCUGCGUCUGUUGAACAAGCUGUCACUGCAUCUAAUAUUUUAUACUUGUUUUGAUAACUUUCUUUGAAACAUGUUUAUUUCAUAUUUAUAAAUGCCAAAUUAAAACGCUGAAAAAGUUUCAAGCA